Engraulis encrasicolus (European anchovy) is the source of this 2067-nucleotide messenger RNA. RefSeq names its product TBC1 domain family member 10B. The transcript has 15 exons. NCBI's taxonomy places the organism in Eukaryota, Metazoa, Chordata, Actinopteri, Clupeiformes, Engraulidae. The record is from RefSeq and is a predicted model, not a curated record. Bases 88 to 2013 code for a protein of 641 amino acids.
ACAAAACAGAAACUCUGAUUUUGACUUGAAUUGAAGAUAUAACACAAAUACAAAACUCAUCACAUAGUUUGUUAAAUAGCUUUCAGAAUGAGGAGAAGGAGCAGUAGUUCUUUCAACAGGACGCCCCUUGUCAAACGACGCACAAGUAGCGUUGGUUUUGAUGAAUUUGGUUUUGCGCUCAGCAAAAAGAAGGAGCAAAAGCUUCAACACAGAUCUCAUGACUACAGUUAUCCAGAACCAGACGCAUUGAGGGUGAAGCAGUUAUGCGAACUGUUGAGCUAUUGGAACGGUUCGAGUUUCAUUUGUCGUAGCCAGAUUGAGCGCUUCAUCAGAAUGGGUAUUCCUUCAUCUUUGAGAGGAAGAGUGUGGAAGUGCUUACUCAACCUCGACUCCUACAACGGAUCCCAUGAUUUCAACUACCAGACAUGCCUGGAUGAGAUCCGUCAGCCGUUGGUGGAUCUGGGGCUGAGUGAGUACAGCAUCCUGUCUGCCCUCAGUGUCUCCAGCCAGACCCCAUCUCUUUCAUCAGCCCUGGCCCCUGCUGCCCCAUCCCUUUCCCCAGCCUCGGCCCCUGCUGCUCUGGGCUUCUGUGGGGAGGAGGUGGCUCUCUUCCACCACAUGGCACUGGAGAUCAAGAAAUCCUUUCCGACACAUCGCUCUCUCAUGGGGGAGAGUCCUGAAGCGAUCGAGGGGCAGGCCAAGCUCUUUCGAGUCCUCACCGUCUACACCAAGUUCAAUCCCCAGGGUUACAGCCAGGGAAUGUGCUGCGUGGCCGCUGUUCUGCUGAUGCACCUGAGUGAGGAGGAAGCCUUCUGGGCCCUGGCAGUUCUCUUCCGGGAGCCCAAAUACUUACCCGAGCUCUUUGACCUUUCGCCAGAGAGAGUCCAGCGUCAGGCAGCAGUGUUCCAACAGCUACUCAAACACAGGAGACCGGCCCUCUCACAACACCUGGAGGAGUGUGGUGUGUCUGGCCUGCAGUUUGCUCUGCCCUGGUUCCUGGCCCUCUUCAGCGGCCUGCCCUGCUGGGACUCUGUCCUGGCCAUCUGGGAUGUCAUCAUGCUCCAGGGCUGGGCUGGUGUGUUCCGUGCGGCUCUAGCCCUGGUGUCCGUGCUGGAGCCCUGUCUGAUGGCCCUGACAGACCACAAGGCCAUGCUGUCCCUCCUGCUCCGGGUGCCUGUGGAACUGUCUAAGCACUGUGUUCUGGCCCCAGUCCUGUGGGCAACGGAGGUCCAGGAGUCGGACCUGAAGAACAUGGCCAGUCUGCUCUUGGAGAACGAUGAGGACGCAGAAGAGCCACACAAAAACUCGGUCUCGAAGCUCAACUGUACAUCUCCGCCGACCACAGAGCCUAAAGUCCACAAGACGGAAGCCAAAACGCCACCAGCGCUCGGAGCCAAGGACCAUACAAAGGACACCACCGGUUGCGUGGCCAAGAACGUGUUUGUGCGGAUGCUCCGCACAGCCCAGCGGUACCUGGUGGUGGUGGGCCAGCCAGGCGGCCACGGCAAGCCCUGCUCUACUGUGACCCAGCCCGCCAAGGCCAAGGCCAAGGCCCUUCCACAGACUCAGAGCAAAGCCAAGAGGAGGAGCCAGGGCCAGGGCCAGAAGAGGCUGAGUCUGCACAGCCUGUCCAGGAAACAGAAACAAGCCCCCAAACCCACCACCACCACCUCCCAGGACACAGAGGCCAGUGCUGCCACAGAGGACUGCUCGGGGGCUAACCUGCGGAGACUGAAGUCGGGCCCGGCAGGCUCGGGCGCGGGUGCGGGGCGUGGAGGAACCCGGCGGAGGAAGAGUGUCCACAAGGCCUUCAAGCGGAGCUCCCUGCAGCUGUGUCCUCUCUCCUCCUCCUCCUCCUCACCGUGCAGCUACACCCCAUAUAAGGCCCUGCUCCGCAACCAGGAGAACUACCAGCCUGCCCCGCUCACGCCAGCACACUACAGGAUGCUCCCUCAUGACACUCAGGAUGGGCAGAGCAGCGGGACGAUGAUCCGAGAGUCUCAACUCAUCUGAGAAGAGGUGAAGAUGGGGGAGGAUGAAACACCUCUCCCCUUCCCCUUCCCCCUU